UAUUUUGUUAUUAAAUAAAUGGUUAUAAAAGACCCCUUAAUUGCAAUCAUAUAGGCAGCGUAUGCCUCUUUUUAUUACCUUGUUAUCUAUUAUCAUUAUUCAUGAUGCGAUAAAAUGAUAAUGAUAUCUUCUAGGAACAUUUCAUAAAUUCAUACAUUAUAUAUUUCAUUUUGAACAAUUUAUCGUUUAAUAAUUAAAAUUCAGCUAUCUUUGUCGUAUAUAAUUUUUACAUUGUUUUCUAUACUAACGAAACACUUCCUGAAAUAUAUUUAGGUUUUUGGAAUGCAUACAAGAAUAUCAAUAGUUCUCUUUUAUUAAAAGUACAGUUUGUUUAAACGUUUGAAAAAUUUGAAAAAAAAAUGUUGACCAAAGAUGAAACAGAUUAUUUGUUAAAAUUCGAAUGGUUACAAAAAUGUGCUCCAGCCUACGCCGUUAAAGCAGAAAAUGUUAAAUCACUCAAGAAUCCAUCGGAGUUUUAUCAGACCCUCUUAGAACAAUGUAGUAUAGCAAAACGUCGUAUUAUAAUUGCGUCUUUGUACUUGGGUACUGGCAACCUGGAAGCAGAUUUGGUAGAUAAAAUAAAAGAAGCAUUAGAUAAAAGCCCAGAAUUAAAUGUCAGAAUUUUGUUAGAUGCUAACCGGGGCUCACGGGGAAAAACCAAUUCUUCACGCACUAUGUUGAUACCUGUGCUGAAGUCUUCAUAUAAUUGCUGUGUAUACUUAUAUCACACACCAAAACUCAGAGGAAUACUUCGGUGGCUUUUACCUGACAGAUACAACGAAUUAGUAGGAAUACAACAUAUGAAAUUAUAUAUUUUUGAUGAUUCUGUUCUUAUCAGUGGAGCAAAUUUAAGCCAUGACUAUUUUACAAACAGGCAAGAUAGGUAUAUAUUUAUUGAGGAUUGUAAACCAUUGGUUGAUUUUUACACUGGAUUAAUAGAAUUACUAGGUAGUAUGUCAUUUCAAUUAACGCCUGAAAAUACACUUAAUAUAGACCCGUCUUGGAAAUAUCAUCCGUAUAAAAGUCCGUACAAAAGUUAUGCAAUGGAAGCAAAAAAACAGCUGAUACAUUACUAUAAUUCUCAUGUAAACAGUCUAGACAUUGACAAAAAUUCAGACACAAUAGUCUAUCCGUUAGUAGAAUUUCCGCCAUUCGAGAUACACAACGACAGUGAGAUAACCAGCAAACUCUUAGAAAACGCAGAAGCAGAAUCAACUUUUAAUUUAGCUACUGGUUAUUUUAAUUUACCAGAUGUUUACACAAACACCAUAUUUAAAAAAUCAUUAGCCAAUUUUAAUGUAUUAUUUUCUCAUCCGUUGGCCAACUCAUUUCAUACAGCAAAAGGACCUGCAAGUUUUAUACCCACUGCGUACAGUUGUCUUACUAAUAAUUUCUACGACCAAAUCAAAAAGUUUAACGUACAAAAUCGUAUUAUAUGCUUUGAAUAUCAAAGGACAGGAUGGACAUUUCAUUCUAAAGGCCUAUGGUACACUCCAAAAAACUAUAAAUGGCCUAUAUUCACUGUGGUCGGUUCUUCAAACUAUGGAGCCAGAUCAUUGAAUUGUGAUUUAGAAUCACAAUUAGUAAUUGUAACUGACAACAAAAACCUACAAAACAAAUUUCAUACAGAAAAAUUUGAUAUAUUUAAAUCGACUGCACUAUAUUCUCCUGAUAGUGAGAAACUAAUUGCCCCUUUAUGGGUUCGAUUUGUGUUAAAAGUGUUUAAAAAUUAUUUUUAAUUUGUGCUGCAAGUGUGAUAGCAUAUAUAUCUAGUCAACUUGUAUCAAAUUUGAACUGUUUUUUUUUUUAUUGUCACGGGUUUAUUAAACAAUUUGUUUUGGAUUUUUUCUGAAAAGGAUAGAUAAAUACCG
Messenger RNA from Adelges cooleyi (spruce gall adelgid), 1871 nucleotides. RefSeq names its product CDP-diacylglycerol--glycerol-3-phosphate 3-phosphatidyltransferase, mitochondrial (gene PGS1). Gene Ontology annotation, biological process: cardiolipin biosynthetic process. Gene Ontology annotation, molecular function: CDP-diacylglycerol-glycerol-3-phosphate 3-phosphatidyltransferase activity. The record is from RefSeq and is a predicted model, not a curated record. The coding region runs from base 360 to 1739 and encodes 459 amino acids. Gene Ontology annotation, cellular component: mitochondrion. The transcript has 7 exons. Lineage: Eukaryota; Metazoa; Arthropoda; Insecta; Hemiptera; Adelgidae.